AUCAGUAUUCUUCAUUAUUGACAAUUAGGUUGAAGACAAAUCCAUGUGAUCCUUCAUGAGUAUCACUAGACCUGAUCCAAACCAUUCACUAGCUUGCAUUAGAGCAUUUCCACUGUACCCUUUACUAUGUGUGUGUAUAUAUAUACACAAACAUUUUGAUUUAAAAGCAACACGAGUCCAUACAUUCUCAAGCAUCAAAGCACCUUUUCUAUCUAAGUCUUUAUUGAUCUCUCUUGUUCGUCCAUAACGAAAUAUGGGUUUCCGUCUACCUGCUAUUCUUCGUGCUAAGCAAAUUCUUCAGAGGUCUCCUUCUGGAAACCAAACAGCUUCAGCAGCCAGGGAUGUGCCAAAAGGCUACCUUGCAGUCUAUGUAGGAAAAAAGCAGAAGAAGCGGCGAUUUGUGAUUCCAGUAUCAUAUUUGAACACACCUUCAUUUCAAGACUUAUUAAUCCAAGCUGAAGAAGAAUUUGGAUAUGAUCAUCCAAUGGGUGGUCUUACAAUUCCCUGCUGUGAAAGAAUGUUUAUUGAUGUCAUUUCUUGCUUAAAUUGUUCAUGAAGCGGAACAUUGAACACAAUUUUGUAAAGGGUGGAGUUACAAUGUACAAUGUACACAAAAAGCAUUAGCAUUAAUCAAUUAUU
Molecule: messenger RNA, 639 nt
Organism: Manihot esculenta (cassava)
Lineage: Eukaryota; Viridiplantae; Streptophyta; Magnoliopsida; Malpighiales; Euphorbiaceae
Product: auxin-induced protein 15A-like
Exons: 1
Coding region: 254-556 (100 amino acids)
Biological process (GO): response to auxin
Source: RefSeq, a predicted model, not a curated record